AUAAGUUCAGUCCUGAGGGAGAAACGCAGAGACGAAAUUAGGUUUUGGGAAUCUGGUUAGGGUGGAUUAUGAAUGCUUUUGGACACCAGCCGUCUAACCAGCAGUCCAGCCCUAUUCAGCACCACACCGCUCAGGAGCUCCUAGACAUGGCCGUGUACUGCGACAAUUACGGUGUUUACCAGCAGAAUCUGCACCACCAUCACACUCAGAGGCCGCCGACUCACCCCUCCAGUUACGGCCUCGGAGAAUACACGUCCCCGUCCGCAAACCCGUACCUAUGGUUAAACGGACCGAGCAUCAACUCUUCUCCUUAUCUUCAAGGGAACAACGGCACGUCUUACAUUCAAUCUGGAUACGGGUCGAACCAGAGGCAGUUCUUGCCGCCUCCCACCGGGUUUGGUGGCGCUGACCUGGGAUGGCUGUCCAUAUCCAGCCAGCAGGAGCUUUUCAAAAUGGUUAGACCGCCUUAUUCUUACUCCGCACUGAUAGCAAUGGCCAUACAAAAUGCCCAAGACAAAAAGUUGACUCUUAGUCAGAUCUAUCAAUAUGUGGCUGACAACUUCCCUUUCUACAAGAAGAGCAAAGCUGGGUGGCAGAAUUCAAUUCGCCACAACUUGUCACUGAACGACUGUUUCAAAAAAGUGGCACGGGACGAGGAUGACCCAGGUAAAGGAAACUACUGGACACUGGACCCAAACUGUGAGAAGAUGUUUGACAACGGGAACUUUAGGCGUAAGAGAAAGAGGAGAGGAGAUAUAAACGGAGCUGACAGCACAGCACUUCCAGUCAAAUCAGAAGACGGUGCACAUAAGCUCUCUGACACCGCCAGCCUCAUAAACUCCUCCCCGCCUAGCCUGCACGGAUCCCCGGCCUCCACUGAGCCCAAGUCGUCCCCGUCCCCCUCCGCGGAGCCCAGCCCCUGUUUCAGCAGCUUCGCGUCCAGCGUGAACUCUCUGCUGGCGAACGGCGGCGGGGGAAGCGACGGCGCCCGGGGCGUGGAGCGAGGAGACUACGGCUCCGGGCACGCCGGGGGACCAUCUCAAUCCAGAGAGGGCAUGUCUGGACUGGGCGCCUACUCGCCCACUGUGAUCGCUCCUCUGAACUCUGACAACAACCGAAUGAACUAUUACACAUCAGUACAGAACCUCUCCAACCAUUUCAGCGUGAAUAACCUCAUAUACGGCCGGGAAGGAACAGAGGUGUAGACUGUUCAGUUCUUAUGUAACCCCCUGUUAAUAUUCCUUUUCUGGUGUGGUUGGCCUCCUUGUAGUAUGACUACUGGAACUAUACCGGUGCUUAUUCCAACAACUCUUCCAAACUGGGAACUUUGGUCAGUGUAUUUAAGAGGAAAGUGCCUCUGCUCAUUUACUGCAACAGAUACACAAUUACUGCUCAGAUCACACAUUUUCCCACUGAGAUCUCGCAGGUAGAUUUUUUUAAAUACAUGUUGUAACUGCGCAGUUGGACCGACCUGUCUUUAAAAGAAGAUGCCUAUGUACAGAAAUUAUUUUCAUAAGAAGA
Molecule: messenger RNA, 1521 nt
Organism: Archocentrus centrarchus (flier cichlid)
Lineage: Eukaryota; Metazoa; Chordata; Actinopteri; Cichliformes; Cichlidae
Gene: foxi1
Product: forkhead box i1
Exons: 2
Coding region: 69-1205 (378 amino acids)
Biological process (GO): cell differentiation; regulation of transcription by RNA polymerase II; anatomical structure morphogenesis
Molecular function (GO): DNA-binding transcription factor activity, RNA polymerase II-specific; RNA polymerase II cis-regulatory region sequence-specific DNA binding
Source: RefSeq, a predicted model, not a curated record